AUGAGCUCACUAACAAGGUGGAUAUCAGUCCUAAUGGCAUUUCUUCUCUUACAUUUUUGGAGAGCACAGGUCUGUGCUUCUGGAAACUCAGAGGAGGAAAUAGAUUUCACAUAUCUUAUUAUAGGAGUGACUCUGGGAGCAUUUCUAGCAAUUGGUUUUGUAGCAGUAAUAAUCUGCAUGAUCAAAACCCAAAUGAUUGACAAUGUCUUUGGAGAGUCGGAUGGCAAAAUGGAGAGAAG
This is a messenger RNA of Apaloderma vittatum (bar-tailed trogon), 239 nucleotides long. RefSeq names its product chromosome unknown open reading frame, human C10orf128 (gene TMEM273). The annotation marks the transcript as partial. NCBI's taxonomy places the organism in Eukaryota, Metazoa, Chordata, Aves, Trogoniformes, Trogonidae. The transcript has 4 exons. The record is from RefSeq and is a predicted model, not a curated record.